Salmo salar (Atlantic salmon) is the source of this 4091-nucleotide messenger RNA. Its product is annotated as CTTNBP2 N-terminal-like protein. NCBI's taxonomy places the organism in Eukaryota, Metazoa, Chordata, Actinopteri, Salmoniformes, Salmonidae. The record is from RefSeq and is a predicted model, not a curated record.
UGACGGACAUGUCACAUAUCAGUUCUUCCGCUAUCGAAAGCUGAAGACGCAAGACAAUCUUUGACAAUUGUUAAAGUUCAUGUUGGCGUUUACAAAGGCAUUGAAGAGACAUAGAAGGAGUCCCAGAUGAACAUGGAGAGCCUGAGCAAGCCAGAGCUGCUGAUGCUGUUCAGUGUCCUGGAAGGAGAGUUGGAGGCCCGUGACCUGGUCAUUGAGGCCCUCAGGGCCCAGCACAGAGACACCUACGUGGAAGAGCGGUAUGGGAAGUACAACCUGAGCGACCCGUUCCUGGCUCUGCAGAGGGACAGCGAUGCCUUGGGAGGGCAGAGCUCUGGGUUCCACCAGGCUGCAGCAUGCUCCAGCCCCCUGGCUGUACUCAAGCUGGUGGUCACCCACUGCAGGAAGAUGCAGGAGAAGAUGCUGGCCCAACUAGCUGCAGCUGAGAGCAGGCACAGGAAGGCCAUUGCAGAUCUUGAGGAAGAGAGGAGAAGGCAUGCAGAGGACACAGCCGAGGGCGAUGAUGUCACUUGCAUCCUGGAAAAGGAGAGGGAACGCCUGUUGCAACAGCUGGAGUUUGAGCGAGGCCAGUUGUGUCGUCUGGAGAAGGAACAGAAGAAGGUCCUGGAGCAGCUGGAGGAGGAGCGGGUGCAGCACAAGCAGCUCUCCUCUGCCCUGGCCAAGGAGUGCAAGUGGGCCAGCCAGCGGGCACUGGAGGAGGGCCACCGCCUGGCUGAGGCAGGCCGUAGGCUGGAGAAGGAGCAGGGGGAAGUCCUUGCCCUGAGGGCUGAGCUGCAGGAGGAGAGGAGGAGGGCCCUGCAGAUGGAGGCCAGGGUGGAGGAGCAGCUGGCUGAGUUCGAUACGGAGAGGGAGCAGCUCCGCUCCCGGCUCAAGAAAGAGGAGGCCCAGUGCUGCCAGCUGCAGGAGCAGGUGGAGGCCCUGAAGAGAGAGCUGCAGGAAGAGAGCGGAGCUGAGGAGGAGAGGAGAGAAUAUCCUGUGGACACCAGUGGAGGGUCACCACCACCACCUCCACACCCCAGCCAGGCAGAACGGGACGAGACUGAGGAACCUAAAGUCAACGGGCACCAUGACUGCCCCAGGGAGGAGCAGGUGCCAGCCCUUCCAGACAGAUUGGGCCAGGACAACUGCAGUGAGAACAGCAGCUCUGUCCAGGGGUCCCCUGCCCUCCUGACCAAAAUUCUAUCCCCCUGCAGGACGGGGCCCUCAUCUGUCACCUCCUCCCCCUGCUCCUCUCCUCAGCUGGCCACCAGCCCCAGCUACCAGUCCUCCUACCAGGUAGGCAUCAACCAUCGCUUCCAUGCUGCUCGCCACAAGUUUCAGGGCCACACUGACCCAGAGCAGCAACAGCAGCAGCAGCAGCAGGGUGGAGGAGGGGGUGGUAGCCUGCCUCACUCCCCCAGAGACCUGUCCCCAACCCCCAGCCCAUCCCCUGAGCCUGUCUCUGUCCCUGUCCACAGCCCGGCCAAGCAGCUGGCCCGCAGCACCGUCACCCAGGUCCUGUCCCGCUUUACAGUCCAGCAGGGGGCCAAACCUCCACCACCCAACAGCUCUCCCUUUGGCACUGACUACCGUAACCUGGCCCUGGCCCCCUCCUCCCCAGUCAUCCCCAGGGCCUCUGGUGCUGCUCUGCCUCUGGGGGUCCGCUCACCUACCAUCCCCCGAGCAGAGAGGGGCAACCCGCCCCCCAUCCCCCCUAAGAAGCCUGGCCUGGCCCAGUCUCCAGCGUCGCCCAUCCCUGGUACCAGAGCCAACCACUUCCCUGAGCUGUCAGGAAGCUGUGGCCUCACCAGCAGCCAGGAGAAUGUUAAAGAGCUGGAUAUGGUGGUGUCCUCCACCAGCUAGUCUAGCCUGCUACUGGGUGCUACUAGCGCUGUGUUCUUUUAUACUGCUCACACCUUUGUAUGCAGAGAGACGCUCCAAAACACUGUCAAGUUAAAUGUAUUUAUUGGAAUUUUUUACAUGCGGUCCAUUUCAUUCUUCUAUAGCACUAUACACUGAGUUGACAAAACAUUAGGAACACCUUCCUAAUAUUGCGUUGCACCCCCUUUUAGCCCUCAGAACCGCCUCAAUUUGUUGGGACAUGGACUCUACAAGGUGUCGAAAGCGUUCCACAGGGAUGCUGGCCAUGUUGGCUCCAAUGCUUCCCACAGUUGUGUCAAGUUGGCUGGAUGUCUUUUGGACCAUUCUUGAUACACACGGGAAACGUUUGAGCGUGAAAAACCCAGCAGUGUUGCAGUUCUUGUACCCCGUUCAAAGGCACUUAAAACUUUUGUCUUGCCCAUUCACCUUGUCCAUGUCUCAAUUGUCUCAAGGCUAAAACAUCCUUCUUUAACUUGUCUCCUCCCCUUCAUGUACACUAAUUAAAGUGAAUUUAACAAGUGACAUCAAUAAGGGAUCAUAGCUUUAACAUGGAUUCACCUGGUCAGUCUAUGUCAUGGAACAAGCAGGUGUUCCUAAUGUUUUGUACACUCACUGUAGAUAUAUUUGUACGUAUCCAUUUUUUGCUUUCUGAAUCGUAAUAAAUAAAAUAAUAAUAAUAAUAAUAGCAUAAGUUUAUUCAGUAAAAUGGUGAAAAACAGGCAAAAUGCAUGUCAGUUGCUGCGUCCAGUCAUGGGACAAUCAAACCUCUCUCUGCACUACUUCUAAUCAGGGUUGGGGUUAAUUCAGAAUGUUGGAAUUGACUCCCAUUCAACUCAUGAGUUGAAAUUGAAAUUUAAUUGGCCAUACCCCAUAAGAUGUAGAAUUUAAGGGAGUGACAGGAAGUGGAAUUUAAUUCAGUACAAUUAAAAGAAAUUCCACUCAGUCAUAGAACAUGAAAGUUUCAUUGAAUCUGACAGGUCACAUUUCCAGAUACCAAAUAAUAUAUCACUUUUCUCUGGAAACAGUGUUCAUAUACCUUCUUCACCUCUGUGCUUAGAAUAGCCAAUUAUAUUUACACCAAGCAUUUCAUUUGUUUGGCUUCUUUUUGAAGGCCUCAGGGUCAACUUGAUGGAUAAACUAAUGCAUUCUGGGAAAUGUAUUUUCUCAAUACUUAACAACAUUUAAGUGAUUAAUGAAAUACAAUUUGUCCUGAAAAUCCAUUGUUUCAAUAAUAUUUUAUAUUCAUGUAUAUAAUGGCAUGUUUAAUGUACAAGAUGUACAGUAUAUUUGUAUAGACUACACCCAAUAUAGAAUAGGCAUUUGAAUUGCAUUGAAUUUCCCUGAAUUCAAUUCUAUUUCCUUUCAUUCAAAUUAAAAUUGAAAUUCUGUAUCCUGUUUACUACUUCAAUUCAAAUUCAGUAAUUGUAUUGGAAUUUAUGAGACAUUCUCAAUUACAUUCUGAAUUGAGUCCAACACUGCUUAUAAUAAAGCAUCUGAAAUUGAGUUAGUUAAUAUGCAUAUCUCUAAAUCAGGAUUUGGAUUUAGCGUACUUUGUUGUUCUGGAAAUACUGAAUCAAAUAAGAGAGUUUAUCCUGAACUUCAGAGUUUAACAAUGAAACUGGGCGGCUUAUAAACACGUUAUAUUUCCUAACGUGGCACAUGAUUUCAACAUUCUGUAUCUUCAAGUCUUGAUCAGUUGACAAUAUGUAUAAUGUAUACAGUAUUAUUAUUAAUAUAAUGUAUUAUGUGUAUAGUUAUUACUAUAAAAUAUAUAUAUAUAUAUAUAUUCUCUCAUACCAAUGGUUAAUUUGGUUUUUAUAUGGUACAUCAGCAUUAAAUGUUACCUUAGUAUAUCACUUGACUGUCAGGACUGGUAAUCAGCACUGCUGCAUGGUUUAGUAAGACAAUCAAGUAUUAUAUUAUAGUUAUAGUAUUACAUAGAAUUUACUGUACUAUAAUGUGUGUUAUUUACCCCAUAGCUAUUCUAGCAAUGAUGAGGGGGUAGUUGUGGAGGAAAAUAUCAAAGUAUUAUACAUCAUAAAAAUGUAAUAUAUUGUAUUAUCGUCACUUAAUGAUUUCUGCUUGCAUUUGCUGUUCAUUUCAUUGAAUAUGAUCUUAAAGGUCCAAUGCAGACAUUUUUAUCUCAAUAUCAAUGAAUUACUGGGUGACAUUUAAGUACCUUACUGUGAUUGUUUUCAAUUAAAAUGUUCAAA